Molecule: messenger RNA, 2461 nt
Organism: Chrysemys picta bellii (western painted turtle)
Lineage: Eukaryota; Metazoa; Chordata; Testudines; Emydidae
Gene: GASK1B
Product: golgi associated kinase 1B
Cellular component (GO): Golgi apparatus
Source: RefSeq, a predicted model, not a curated record
UUUCAUUGCAGAAUUUAAAAUAGAAGGGUUUUUUAUAACAAGGUUCAUGUAAGUUUAUAGCAGUUCAUAUGCAAACAGCUUCCCUGUACAGCUAGUACAUUUGCAAAGAGCAUUAAGCCUGCAAUCAAAUAUCUAAAAUGUGGAGCACACUUAAAUCUGGGAUGUGUGUUAGAGUACAUUAAGAAACGCUGCUUUUACUAAGUUCUUGGCAUUAUCAUAAGAGAUUUAGCACAGCCAAGGAUGGGGCAAGCUGAAUAGCCCACAGAGGGGACUCAGACAUUUUGGAUCCUGACUCGUUUAACUUUGUUUACACAGUUGACUCCAUUCAUUCUCUGAAACAAGUCACUUCCCCUGUGGUGGCUGAUAAGAGUUUAGCAGCUUGUUGAGGUGGAGUGUCAGAGUCAUUAGUAUUAAACACAUUCCCAGCCACACCACUGCCCCCUGUGCACCGCUUGCACUGGAAGCUGUUUGGAAAAGAAGAAAUAGAGAUCUGUGAAGGGAAAUCAUGCAUCAUCCUCCUGGCUGGAAACCACUGAAGACUAUAAGCUGCUUUCAUCAUGUGGAUUCACCGGAGAAAUGACCUUCCUAGAUCAGCCAGGCCAAAUCAUAAACUGGUUUGUUUGCUCGCUGUGCACCCCAUGGGUGCUGAGGUUCUGCAGGGGUAGGCGUCCCAGGACCAGGAGGAAUCUGCUGCUGGGUGUAGCCUGUGUGCUAUACCUGGGGUUUCUGGUCAGUCAAGUGGGUCACAUUUUACCCCAGCACAGAGGGGGACGCCAGAAGAUCAGUUCCAGGAGUCUUCAAGAUGCUGGUCAGACACCUUUUCUGGGGAUCCCACUGGAUGGCACUUUGUCCCCACCUGAUCUCCAAGAGCCCCAGAUGGCUGGCAAUGGGACCUCAGUGCCACCCAACGUGGUAUACAUCACACUGCGGUCCAAGCGCAGUAAACCCACCAACAUCCGAGGCAGCGUGAAACCCAAGCUCAGGAAGAAGCAUGCAUUCCCUUUGCCCUAUGGGCAGCACUUUCCAGUAGGUGUCACUGGGCAGGAGGAGAACUUGUCCCAGCAGCAGGGGCGGACUAGCUACUCCAUGGGAAUAAUGAGGGCAGCAGUAGUUCCAGAGACACCAAGGCACCAACUGAAGAAGCACUGGGAUGGAGAGAGGGAGGCAGUGGGCAGGGGACACCGAAGGCAUAUUGGGGUUUCAGGAGGUGUAAAUGUGCAACCCCAGGCUCGGGAGAGUAAUAUCAGGAUAUACAGUGAGAGGUCCCCCUCUUGGCUGAGCAAAGAUGACAUCCUAAGCAUGCAUUUGCUGGCAGAUUCCCGGAUAGGCAGUAUCCGAGAAGCACCCUCUCAGCAUGGAGUCCUACUGGUGUUUGAGAGGAAUCCCAGUGCCACAGGAGCAGCUUGCAGUCAAGGGUACUGUGGCCUCAUCAAGAGACCCCUUGAUAUGAGCGAGGUGUUUGCCUUCCAUUUAGACAGGAUCUUGGGGCUGAACAAGACCUUGCCUUCUGUAAGCAGGAAAUCGGAGUUCAUCCAAGAUGGUCUGCCAUGUCCUGUUAUUCUCUGGGAUUCCUCAUUGGCUCCAACAAAUAAUAGGACCCAUUCUUCAGUGAGGCUAAAUUGGGGGGCCUAUCAGCAGCUAUUGAAACAGAAGUGCUGGCAGAAUGGCAAAGUGCCCAAAGCUGAAUGGGGCUGUACUGAGAUCCAUCACCAUGAGUGGUCCAAGAUGGCACUCUUUGAUUUUCUUCUGCAGAUCUACAAUCGACUGGACAGAAAUUGCUGUGGGUUCAAACCUCGCAAGGAGGAUUCCUGUGUUCAGAAAGGACUGAAGCUGAAAUGUGAAGAUCAAGAUUCUGUUGACCUGACACACAUUAUUCAGAGAAGGCAUGACCCUAGGCACUUGGUCUUUAUAGAUAAUAAAGGUUUCUUUGACAGAAGCGAAGACAAUCUGGAUUUCAAAAUAUUACAAGGAAUCAAAGAGUUCCCUGAAUCUGCAAUUUCAGUGCUGAAAAGCCAGCGCUUGCGAGAGAAGCUUCUUCAGUCUCUGUUCCUUGACAAAGUAUAUUGGGAGAGCCAAGGAGGUCGCCGAGGAAUUGAAAAACUUAUUGAUGUGGUAGAAAGGCGUGCCAAAAUUCUUCUUACCUAUAUAAAUGCACAUGGAGCCAAAGUAUCACCCAUGAGUGAAUGAAAGUCUUUUUUUCCCCUAACGCUAAGAAUUACAGUUAUAUAAGGCAAGAACUGAUGGCAAAAUUGCUUUUUCUUUUAAAAUUCUUUUAAUUUCCAAAACAUAACAGUAACCAGGUAAGCCUGGGUUUUUUAGACAUUUGAAAAAAAUGUUAUAUAGUAUAAAAGUGCCAGUUCUCUAACUUUCUCUAAAAUCAUUCUUAAAUGCAUUUAUUGCUGUGUUCUUCUAACAAAGAUGUCUAAGCAGUGUAAUAAACAAUGCAAUAAUUUAAUACAAA